Hydractinia symbiolongicarpus is the source of this 9122-nucleotide messenger RNA. RefSeq lists its product as uncharacterized. The record is from RefSeq and is a predicted model, not a curated record. The transcript is spliced from 9 exons. Lineage: Eukaryota; Metazoa; Cnidaria; Hydrozoa; Anthoathecata; Hydractiniidae. Bases 113 to 8683 code for a protein of 2856 amino acids.
UUUUUAUAAUUUAUGAAAAGUUUACGUCAGUCACGGCUAUUAUAAGAGAAAUACUUGAUUUUGAUUGGCUGAAUGUUUUUGUUGAUGAUUGAAAUUAGAAUUGAUAAAAUUUAUGUUUAACAAUGUUAAUGUAAAAUCCAAAGACAAAAUGCACAGCGAAAAAGUGAUCCCGUUAGCCAUAUUGACUGUUAUUGCAGUAUUGUUACUAGGUGUAACUGGAAGCGAUAUCCACAAUGCUCUUAAAAGCAAAACAUAUCAAAUGGGACGAUAUCCAAAACCAUUUCAUAAAUCGUUGCAACAGCAACGGCCGUACCAACAUGUUAUUUUGUUUAAAAAUAGCGCCGGCGCGAAGAACACGAAAGUGACUAUUCAUAAAAGAACGUUCACUCCAAUCAUGCAACAUCAGAUCCGUGCAACAUCAGAUCCGAUGGACUGGAAUCGCAGGAAGUACUUAGUGUCUCCAUUACACCAUUCGGAAAACAAAAAGAGUAAAAUUAUAAAUGAUACUAAUACAUAUUUUAGGAGUUCUAAAGUUCCAAAAGUAACCAAAAGACUAGACACUCGAAAAAGUUUUGUAAUUUCUGCGAUAAAAACUGAAAAAGCUUCGAAGAAAUCAGGUAUUCGAAAUGAAACUCAUAAAAUACCUUUGAUGAAACUAAAUGUUUCGGAAAUAACUGGGAAAAGAAAAGAUGAAAUUGUUGGGAAAUACUAUUACGAGCCAAUCGAUAACGAUUAUUUUCCUUUUGGCGAUAAUAAAAGAACGUUUUUAUCGGUUGGUGAUAAGCAAUCCAAAAUUGCCGCUCUUCCGAAAGAAGGAAAUAAAAAUUUCCUGCAAGAUAAAGUAAUCCAGGGAGCCAAUAACAAGGAGAUUGUUUAUUCAAAUAACCAAUUGGAUGAAAGUAAACCAAUGGAGCUCUACCUUACUGAAAACAACGGAGAAGUGAAGAUAGCUGAUGGCUCUGCAACUCAGAAGAUUCUUGAACAUCAACACUACAACCAACAACUUGAAGAUUAUGUUGCAAAUUUGCGACAAAAAAAGGUGGGCCAUCCCAGCCAACAUAAACUGCAGUUUCAAGAAAAGGACAGAAAAGAAUAUGUCAAUGAAAUUUUGGGGGCACAAGCAGAAAACGAAGAAAAAGCUAGAGCAGCAGAUACAGGUUAUAAUCCGUCUCAACCUGAAGGUGUUGUUCAUUUUGCAGACCCGAAUGGACAAGAUCAGAGAAAUAAUCCUGCUCAAAGCGUUCCAUUUCAACCCGAUGUUGAUCACCAUGAGGAUGCUAUAAACCACGAAAAAAUGCAAGAGCCGCAUCUACAUGAGAUCCAUAAAAUUCCUCUUCAAGAACAAGGCCUAAAUGAAGGAGAUAAUAAGUACAAUGACGGCCGGCCGGAAGAACUGACGUACAGACAAAAUUGGGCCAACCAAGAAAACCAACAUCCAGAUCAAGAAAAUCAUGAUCCAGUUCUUUCAGAAAAGAUACACAACUUCCAUCGACUUAUGGAUAAAUUGCAUAGAGCAGUCUUAACAGGACGUAAAGAAGAACCGCAAGAGAUAAGUCACAGAGAUAAGGGAGAAUGGCAACAAAAUCAAGCUUUGUUUCAUCCAGAAGAAGAACGGUACAAUCAAGGAGAUGUCCCUCCAGAUUACGAAAAUAACCACCUAAAUGAACGAAAGGAGGAGAGUGAACAGGCAAACAUGGAAGAGAGAGAAAGAGAACGUGCAGCCAUGGAGCAUGAAAACGUUGGCAUGCAACAGGAAGGUGGUGGAACUGCAAGCCAGGAAACCGGACAACGUUAUCAGACUGCCUUUAAACUAACAAAGGCAAUUAUCAAUAGCGCGAGAGAAGUCGACAGUCCUAGCUAUCCCGGUUAUGAUAUUAACGUCAACGGUCAGAACCUUAUUCCUGAAGUAUUUGAAGCUUUUAGCAAGACGAACAAUGAUUUGAAACAAAGAUAUGAUGCACUGCAGAGGUGGGCAUUAAACACUGCAUCCCAAGCUCCAGAAAGUGAACUUCGACAGCAAAUUCGAAACUUGAACGAACUUUCCGACAUGGUAAGAUUGGUAAAUAAUCUCGAAAAAGACAUGUUGAAAACUAUUCUUAAGCGUAGAAAGAAGAUUCGAGAUGAUCAGUUGGGAUACAAACAUGAAGUAAUUCCGGACGGCAAAGAUAAUUUCAAAAAUCCUCAUCAACGCUUCCAUAAUCCAAACGAUGUUCAAGAUCUUCUACAGUAUAUUUAUGAUACGUAUAUUGAGAACAGAACAGCUGAUGAAAUCCCAGUUGUAUUGCAGGCCUUUCAAAAAUCUGUCACAGACAUAGUCGCUAGGAAAAAUAUGACUAAAACAAUUGAUUCGAAAAUGGGAAACGUGCGCAAUAUAACAAGAGAUUCUGCUCUUAUAUCAAAAUCAAUUGAAAUGUUAAAUAAAGAAGGAAGCGAAGAAAAAAAUGCUGAGAUUCCUUAUUCAUUGGAUGAUGACCCAACAGGUGACUAUGAUUACGAAGACAAAACGUCACGACAGGGUUUUUUCCUAGACCAUAAGAAAGAUGAAUCUCAGGAUCAUUCCCUUAGGGGAGAAAAAAGCGAUCGAAAAUUGAACAAAUUUUUGGAUCGCAGAAAUGAAAUGAAUUCCCCUCUAAUAACUGUAAAACUGUUAAAGGCCUUAGACUUGUUUUUGGACAGCAUCGAAAUUGGGAGAAAAAUUAAACGUUUCCGAUCUAAAGUUGAACAAGCUGCAAAUGCUGCUAAUGGAUCUGUCGUCUUAACCAGCAGUAUGAGACAUUCGUUGGGAGAAUUGAACAAAGAAAUUAAUGAAACACUUUCAAAGUCUGUUCAUUUCAGUAAAGGAAAACUCCAGGAUAAGCAUGAUGAGACAGAAAAACGACCAAUGGUAGCGUAUGGACCAAUUGCAACAAGUGGGCAGAACUGCACAAAUAAUCCUACGUCUGUAUACGAUACACCUUGCAGAAAAAGUCCUGACGAUAGUGACAAUAAUGAGGAGAAACCAAAACCUAACUUUAAACUUUCUGAAGAAUACAAUGGCCGCCCUUAUAAUGAAAAUGGCAUCUACUUCGAUCAACAUAAAGAAGAUGGAAAGGAUCUAGUAAUGGAAAAGGAAUGGUAUAAUCAUACCUUUAAUCCUUUGAAUGACACACAACACCUGUCACUUUCUAACUUUACUCCUACAGUAAAUGACUCAAUUGGACCCGUUGUCUAUUUGGAUUCUCCUCAUUCUCCUUACCAGCAUAUUCAUGAUCUUCAUGAAGAAGCACAUCAUCACGAUUAUACACAAAGCUCUUGGAAUCCUGGAAACAUUACAAAACUGAAUAAAGAGGCAUUAAAAGGACAGAAAUAUUAUAACAAGAGCAUACCAUACGACAAAUUAUUUGCUAAUGAUUCCUACCAUUCGUGGAAUCCAGCUAAUAUGACGGAACUGAAUAAGGAAGCCGUUAAAGGUGACAAAUACUAUCAUGAUCAAUACGUGAAUGAAUCAAACAACUUUGAUCAGGAAGUUCAAAAAAUCAUUGAUAGUGCCAUUACCGAAGCAAAAAAUGUUUCAGAAAUUGAUAAAUAUUAUUACAAACACGAGACGGAUACAAAUGACCACUUUGAGAAGGAAAGUCCUGUUGAAAAAAAUAUCUAUCCAACGGUGGUCAUGAAUAGUCUUGAUAACGCACUUGACAAAGGUGAUAAACAUGUCAACAAAGCAUUGGAUAAUCAUAAUAUAGACAAAGAAACGGUUAAUAUUACGAAUAAAUAUUUAGACCAGGAAGAUAGAUACAUCAAUAAUAUGUUUUACGAAGAAAACAAUGUCAGUAGUGGAAGCUUUCGCAACAAUGGAAGUAACACACAACAGAAAAGCUAUUUCCAUAGGGAUAUAAAUUCAGAGAAAAAGGACCAAACACCGGCUAAAAAUUCAUCGGCAUUAAAAAGUGCAUAUGACAAUAAACCUUUUCAAUUCAAAGAGAGUGAAGGCAUGAUACAAGGCGACUGGGACAAAAGAGACAUGGAUUUUCACCAAAAAGCUAACAGCACAAAACUAGAUGAUUCUGAUGUUAGUCAGAUAGAAAAUUUAAGGAAAUUGGUCAAACACUUGCAGGAUCAAAACACAGGAGCUGAGAAUUUAUCUUCGAAUGAGACUGAGAUGCUUAGCACUACUAUUAAGCAGGAAAAUGAAACCACACCACAAAAGACUGAAGUGAAAGACAGCGUUGAAGCAACGAAAACUAGAGUAGGAGCAGCAGGAGCUGCUAUAGUUGAACCAACAAUUAACAAAGAUGUUUUGAUGAGCUUCUAUGACCAGAGUCAUAUCAAUGACAAAAAUAAUGCACUUCAGUUAAAACAAAACACCAGUAGCGACGACACAAAUAAAAGUGACGAAGGAUAUGAUUACAUCAAGGAACAGGAAGCCAGCAGAGAGGAACAGCAGAAAAAUGUACCUGCGGAACCAUACUCGGCCAUUUCUAAGACGGUGGAGUCAUUCGAUAAGAGCAACUUCAAGGAGCUUGAACGAGCCAUUAAUGAAAUAAAAAAAAGCAAGAAGAGCUUGAGUCUUGUUCAUGAAGUUGUAAAUGAUGAGAAAACAAACCACGAUGUUGAACCAGAGCAGGAUAAAAAUGGUGAUAAAAGAAGUAUGAGAGCCAAUGAAGAUUAUAAAAAAGCUCAUGAUAUGAUCCAAGAAAUAAAUGAAAUAUCCUACGUUGACGACGACGAUGAACCAGCGUAUCAUAGAAAUGCAGUACCUGGAAAAAGGCAUUCUAAGAAAGCUAAAAUUGGAAGAAGAAAAAGGAAAUCCAAACAUCAUAAGCAUAAAGCAGUCGUGCAGAAAAGAAGUGUAGGUAGUAUUCUGAAAAGAAGUAGGAUUGGAAAAGGUUUUAAAAUAAUGCUGAAUAAUAAAAAAUAUAAAAGACAUCACGUUCACCAUAGAUACCACAAAACAAAACGAGCUAGAAAGAAGGCAAAAAUUUCAAAGGGCACAAAGAAGAAUGAAAUUGAAGGAAAAACAGUUCAGAAAUCGUUUCUUGACAAACUAACAAAGUCGCAACAAAAAUUAGUUUGGCAUAUUCUCAAGAGAGCAUACAUCAAGAAAAAAGACAACAUAACUCGUGUAUCUCAACCAGAAAUUAUUGCAGGUAAUGCAACUGACCCCAACUCUCAGGGGAAUAAAUCGGAGGAGAGCUUAGAUGCUAUAUUAAAAACAUUCCUUAGCGAUAAUCCUGACAAUCUAGAAGGAAUAAAAAUAAACAAAACUAAAACCAUAGAAGGGGAUACUAAAAGUAACGUGGAUGCAAGCAGCUCGAGUGCAUCAAACAAAGAUAGCAAAAAAGAGCCAAAGAAUCCAUAUGCAACAAUAGAAGAGACUCAUGGACCAAAAGAUUUUUCAUCGACGCAUGGAUACCCUGCUUUGACAAAUCCACAGGGAUUACCUAUACAUCCUCAUGAUGUUUAUGGCAUCCAGGUCGGACGACUUGUACCAAAUGAAGAUAAUCCAACAGCACAGGAUGGACAAAACAUUACACGACAAAACGUUAAUCAUGAAAUCUCCAACAAUUACUCAGAGAAUAGCACUGUAGAGUCAUACGAAGAAGGGAACAAGGAGCAAUUCUUUUUUAAAGACGGACCAAGUCAAUUGAAGAAAGAUAGAAAAUUUAAACAAAAAAGUAACUGGAAAACUUCAGAAAACGAAACAGAACUGAGUGAAGAUGAAAGUUCACCUGUUUCUCACAAUUUACCUGUGAUAAUGAACCAUCUUGACAAAGUUGCUUCUCACAAUGGAAAUGCAACUGUUCCCAUGAUUGAAAAUAAGGAAACCAUUACUAACGAGUUACCAGUAGAAGCAGAUGAAUCCAAUAUUGCUGGUUGCAGAAGUCAGAAUACAGUUAUCACAGAUGGGGAUGACAUUUUUAAUCUUCCAGCUGAGAAAUGUUCAAACCAAAAACAGAAGAAUCCUGUUGAAAGUGAAAAACACCAUGAAGGAAAGAAGACAAGUUUAAAUAACUGCACACAAAAUUUUAUAACAAUAAAGAAGAAUGGCUUUGAUUAUAAAAUACCAACUUUAAAAUGUACAAAAAUAAACAAGACGGAACCUUUAACUGGAGAGGUCUUACAUGUCACUGAUUUCCUGGCUGGUAACUACACAACCCCGGAACAAGAAAUAACUGCUGAUGGGUUUGCCCAACAGGUCAACAAACCUGACUGUGAUCCUAUCUACAAAACCGUUGUAGAUGGGGAUACAGCUUAUAAAAUAAACGUCGGUUGCAAGAAAAAUGUGGAACAAGUUUUCAAUGCUGCGAAGAAUCUUGAUGGCAAAAAAGUAAUACUAAAAAACGACACAAAACCUGCUAACAAAACAGUCGAUGUUAUAAGGAUAGCCACUCCUGUUCAGAACGAAAAAGUUAUUUAUAAGGGUAAAAAUUUAAUGAUGACACAAGAUGAUAAAGGGAGCGAAAAGAUUGUAAUUAAAGGUCCUAACAAAACAAUUGAAAUCAGUUAUCCUCCUGAGGAUGACAUUAAUGGAUUUAUCACGUUAAAACAAGGAAGAAGAUUAUACAAAAUACCUUACAAAAAUCAUACAGAUAUUGACGCACCAGAAACUCUUCUUGGAAAAUCAGCAGUUUCCUGGCUUCCUGAUUAUCUCAGAUCAGAAACAAACAACACUGAAACAUUUAAGGUUCGCGACACUGCAAUUACAAAGGAAACUCACAAAAAUGGUGCCAAAGUAAUCAAAAUGGAAAAAGAAAAAGCGAGUUUAUCAAUUUAUUAUCCUCCAAAGAACAGCUCCUUCAGGUACAACGACAGUGGUUAUAUGGUUUUACAGGAAAAUGGAAAGACCUAUAACAUCCCAUUAGACGGAUCGAAAACAUUAAAAGCAAUUGCAAAUAAAACCCAUUUUAACAGCAAGGCGUUCAAUAUGGAAAGAUUACAACAGCAGCAGAAAAUACAACAACAAUCCACUCAACAAGAAAACAUACCGGAGUUGGAAUAUCUCGAACAUACAUCACCAAUAAAUAUCAGUACAACAAACACAACAUUUGCAGUACCAGCAACAGUGAAGCAGGUAGAUUUAUUCAAUGGGCAAGAAGGACAGUCAACAAUGAAGCUGACAACUGGUGAUGUUCUGAACAACAUUCAUCUGGUAGUACCUGUUGAUGCAGGGCAUCUAACAUCUAUUGGUGAGUCAGGGGGUCCUGCUACCACGGUGAAUGAACCAAACAGGGAACUGACAAAUAUCAAAGAAAGAAGAUUCAGGGAAGAUAACUUCCGUUAUCGACCAAAAGCUUACAAAGCGGAUAAAUUUAGACAUCAAAAACAUUUGAUUGAAGAUCCUGGAAUGCGAUAUAGAAAUGAAGAUGAACGUGAAGAUGGUGAUCAGUUUCCACCAAGAUUACCACCUUUGGGUUUUGGACGGAUUGGUGAACCUGAUACGCAUCAUUUAGAAGUUUUUCCAACCAUAGCAAACAGAGGUGUAGACCUGCAAGAAUUCGCCGCUCGCCCACAAGAAGAUGAUGACGAACGUCAUGGCGGCAACAUGCACGACGACGAUCGUCGCGAUGAUGAUUCACGUGAGGAUGAACGGCAUGAAGAUGACAAACAUAAUGAAGAUGAUAAUGCUAAAGAGUUCCAUCACGAACCACGUCCAGAUGACGAUGAACAUGAUGACGACCAUGGAGAAAGAGAAGGUGACCAUGAAGAGGGUCAUGCUCACGAAGGAGAUGGAGAGGAACAUGGGCGCGAACAUGAGGACGAUCGUGAGCACGGACAUGAGGACGAGUACGGGCAUGGACACGAAGAUGAGCACGAGCAUGAAGAGGAUCACCACGAUGAUGAGCAUCAUGGACACGAUGAGGACGAGGAGUUUAUGCAUAACCAUGCAAGAAUGGAUGAUGACGAAAACGAGAAGAGACUGGUUGAUGAAGAUGAGGGAGAGAGAAGACCCCCAGACACAGAGAGGGAGCCUGAAGAUGAUCCCUUACAUGGAGAUGAUCAAAGAUUCUUUCCAUUAAAGGAAUCCUUUGCAAAUGGAGGUGGUGAAAUCGAAAAGCCAGUGCCUUCGUUAAUUAUUCCACCACAAUUGGUUGCAGGGGGAGCAAAUCUUCAAAAUAACUUGCUCAGUCCAUUUGCUCCUAGUAACCCCGCAAACGAAGGAGGCAGUGUAUUUGUUACGGGUACAAAAGUUGGUGACAGUGAAAAUGUGAGGGUAACUCCAGUUGCCAGUUCACUUAAUCCAGACAUCAAUGAUCGUGAACGCUUACGAGAUUUCAGCACCUAUGCAAUUGGAAGAAGUAUAAAAAGUUCAAAGAAGAAGACACAUGGCAUUGAUCCAAAAAAGAUUAAUCAAUUUGUCAAUCAGAUUAUAAAAGACACAAGGAGUAAAUCAGUUGUCCCAGAUGUUCGACAAUUCCCUUAUUACGCAAAAAUACCAGGUUUGGCGCUAAAACAACUUGGUCAUGCCUUUAACAGUCUCCAAAGAAAUGCUAUUCACCACUACAUGCGUGCUAAUACUGAUAAACUUGAUAGAAAUGACAAGAAGGACCUUAAACGAUUAGGAUAUACUGACGCUGAGUUAUCUCACGUUAACAAGCAAGUGAUUGGUAAAAAAAGAAGUCCAAACGCUAUUGAGAACAAUGUUGGAAUUGUUGUUAAUGGCAAAAAAAUGGGAAAUGUCCGCUUGAUACCCCAUUUCCAGUAAAUUCGUAUCCGUGAAAAAACACACUAAAUAACAUUCGUGUUGGGUAUUAACAGCUUUCUUUUUGUUGACAAGACCAUAGAAAGACUACAAAGAAAAAUAUUUUGAUAAAAAUAAACUUUUUUUUUCUAUAUUUGGAAAUUUACAAUCAUAAAUUACCGUAUUUGCAUAAUUAAUUUUUUAUGCGCGAAUGUUUGAAAGAUAAGCGAGGAAAUUUUCAAGCACAGGAUAAACAGCUUGUGGAAAGUUCGAUUCGUGAGUUUAAAAAAAUCUGCUGUUUGCUUAUUUUAUUUUUUAUUUUUUUUUGUUUUAUAUAUAUUUGUUUUGUUUUUUCACAAUUAAUUAAUAUGGAUUCACCUUAUCGUCCACCGCGAAGAAAAAAAUUUUAAAAUGUUUUUAAAAUUAAUAAUAUUGAACAACAACGUGAAACAAAAGCGUACGU